AUGGAUUUCCAAAACAAUACUUUUGGCAAUACUUCACACGUGCAGGCUGCUGCUCACAGCCUCUGGGAAGUCAUAACCAUCGCCACUGUGUCAGCCAUUGUCAGCUUGAUAACUAUAGUUGGAAAUGUCCUGGUUUUGCUAUCCUUCAAAGUAAACAGUCAGCUCAAGACUGUAAACAACUACUACCUGCUGAGUUUGGCCUUCGCUGACCUCAUCAUAGGAGUACUGUCCAUGAAUUUAUACACCACAUACAUACUGAUGGGGUACUGGUCUUUGGGGAACCUUGCUUGCGAUCUCUGGCUGGCAGUGGAUUACGUGGCUAGCAACGCCUCAGUUAUGAACUUGCUUGUUAUCAGCUUUGACAGAUACUUUUCUAUUACACGGCCACUGACUUACAGGGCAAAGAGGACUCCAAGGAGAGCUGCCAUCAUGAUUGGCCUGGCAUGGUUGGUAUCCUUUAUCCUUUGGGCACCUCCUAUUCUGUGCUGGCAGUACUUUGUUGGAGAGAGGAAUGUACCACCAGACCAGUGCCAAAUCCAGUUUUUAACUGAGCCUGUGAUCACAUUUGGGACAGCUAUUGCAGCUUUCUACAUCCCUGUCUCUGUCAUGACCAUCCUGUACUGCAGGAUCUAUAAAGAGACUCAAAAGCGCACAAAAGAUCUGGCAGAACUGCAAGGUCUCACCUCGGAGAACGUCCCGGAGGGGACUAAGCCACAGAAGGCCAUCAUUCGUUCCUGCUUUCAUUUCACCAGGGAGAGAAGAGAUCAGAGUCAGGCGUCCUGGUCCUCGUCCAAUCAGAGCAACGUCACUAAAACCACCACAAGGUCAGAUGAUGCAUGGGUCAAAGCCGACCAGAUCACUUCUUUUCACAGCUAUACAUCAUCAGAGGAUGAGGAGCAUCACGUCUCAAUAGAAACUCCUCAAAGGUCAUUUAAAGAACAGGAUAGUGGACAAAGUGACAAGAAUGGGCAGGUACCUGAUUAUACAGAGGAUCAGUAUUUUUCCACUCCUCAAAAGAGGAACCGUAAAAAAUGCAUCUCGUACAAAUUCAAACCUGGCUCAAAGAGCAAAAACUGCAGUCCGACAAGUGAAAAAGCAUGUCCACCGGAGUCAAAGCAGUCAGCAAACAACGCCUCGCCCUCCACCUCCUCCACCACCUCCAAACCCAUGGACCCCGCCCUGAAGAGCCAGAUCACCAAGAGGAAGAGGAUGGUGCUGGUGAAAGAGAAGAAGGCAGCCCAGACUCUCAGCGCCAUCCUCCUGGCCUUCAUCCUCACGUGGACGCCGUACAACAUCAUGGUGCUCAUCUCCACCUUCUGCGCCGUGUGCAUCCCCACCUCCCUCUGGCACCUGGGCUACUGGCUGUGCUACGUCAACAGCACCAUCAACCCCAUGUGCUACGCUCUCUGCAACAAGACCUUUCAGAAGACCUUCCGCAUGCUCCUGCUCUGCCAGUGGAGACGGAGGAGAGGUGGUCGCUAUGGCGACUCUGGCCCCAGAAAAACGUAA
This is a messenger RNA of Menidia menidia (Atlantic silverside), 1509 nucleotides long. NCBI's taxonomy places the organism in Eukaryota, Metazoa, Chordata, Actinopteri, Atheriniformes, Atherinopsidae. The record is from the annotation of a GenBank genome assembly.